GAAAGCAAAUGGCAAAGUUAACCUUCGAGAAAUUGCGGUGGCUGCUAACAAAUUAGUUGGCAACUGGAAACAUUUUGCUUCUACAUUGGCACCGGCAAUGUUUCGUUUAUCAGCAAUUGACAAAAUAGCGUCAGAUCGCCAAGUACCGUUCGAUCAAGCUUACGACAUGUUGACACAGUGGACAAACAAAGCGAAACAAGGAGCAACUUGCCAUUUAAUGAUUACAACCUUCUUAGCGAUGUCUAUGAAAGCAGAUGCUUGUGAAAUAUUUGGAGAUGAUCUUGUUGAGUUUGUUGCUACUGCACGUUCUGCUGCAAGCUCUUAUGAUUUGGUGUCCAUUUCUCUGAGUUCCGAAGGCAGACGCAUGUACGAAGAAGCUUGCAAGAAGGGCAAGGUCAGAGUAAUUCGCGUGCUAUGUGAUGUCAUUGGUGAGGAGGACGCAGGCAAGUCUUGUCUUGAAGAUUCAAUGAUGGACAAACCAUUUAUUAAAAAUCGACCAAGUACCAAUGGUGUGAAGCUCAGGGUGAUGACACAUGCGAUUGGUGACAAAGCCGACUGGAGGGAAUUGAAGGACGAAAAGGAGAGGCAAAAGCAGAUCAGCCGAUUGUUCGCAAAAGAAUACGUUCAACGCAGUCAAGAAUCGGAAAGCAAGACGCCAAACCAUCAAAUCAACACUGAAGUAGCAACAGCGGAAGAGGAAGUUGCAAAUGAUGACUUCGCCACAAGUAGCACUUUGGCAAGUCGUUAUGUAGAUAUUGCAUCAGAAGUUCAUGUUGCUGAGCAUGAUAUUGAUGCUGCGGAAAGUGAUAAAUAUGUGGAUUUUCAAAGUGCCAAAGAAGUAGACGAAGACGUACAAGAGGCUAUCUCUAUGAUGGAAAAAGACAAAGAAGAGAUACGCAAGUGCGAAGAUAUGGUUAUAGUCACGAUGAUGGACAGAGGAGGUCAAGAUCAGUUUCUCUCUACCCACGCCGCUCUCAUGGCCGACAACGCAUUUCAAUCCACCGUAUGUCUAUUGGUUUUUGAUGGCUCGAAACCAUUGGAUGAAAAGGUGUCUGAAUCUAAAUUUCGUCUUUUAGAUGGAACCUACAUUUCUAAGCCACGUGAUAUUGCGACCUCAAGAGCCGACCUAAUCCGUUACUAUUUUACGGCACUUUAUGCUGCGUUUCCGGCUGGUAGAACGCGUAAUAAGUAUUUUGGCAAAGGACGUGGUAAGGGGCGUGUCAAUGGUCCUCCAGCAACCUUUCUUGUUCCUACCAGGAAAGACAAAACGCAAGGCAAAGGCGAUUUUGUCGAACGACAAGAACGCAUUGUACGAGAAAUUAUUGAUGAAGUGGGGUUUGGUGAUCGCAUUGUGUCGUUUGGCGAGGAUCCAUCUAAAUACGAAAUAUUGUUUCACGUGGACAACAAGAAAUCGGGAACUGGCGAUCCGGAUCCAACUAUUGUUCUUAUCAAGAAAAUGAUCAUUGAAAUGGCUCAAGAAUAUUGGAGUGACGAAGACUCAAUCCCAUUGCCAUGGGCCAUGCUCGAUAAAGGUCUCGGUCGCCUGCAAAUGGCUGGUCAUAGAAUUCUCGAUAUUCGGGACGUUUACAAAUUAGCUGCUAGAGUAUGCGAUAUCUCGUCCAAGGAGGAGUGUACACGAGCACUGCGAUACCUUUGCAGUCUUGGAUCGAUUGGAUUUUACCAUAAUGUUGCUAUUCUCAAAGACAAUGUACUUCCCAACCUUCAGUGGGUUGCUGAUGUUUUGGCAAUAUUUGUAACGGUUCUGGAUAUAAAAAAUGUUCCCCCACGUUUGUCAAGAUCACUGAGACGGCUGCACGAUAAAGGAAUAAUGUCUUGGAAUCUUGCCCAGUUUCUCUUGCAGAAAGCCGAAGUAGAUGAAGCUAAUUAUAAAGUUAUUCUUAUGUUGCUGCAUCUGUUUGAUGUUAUAUCUGGAACAUAUUUUUCAUCGUCUAAGGUUACAGCUGAAGUUGCUAUUCAGUUCGAUCAGGACUUUUACGUUCCCUGCAUGGUUACCAAAGAUGUGAUUCAGACACGUUUCCAUUAUUUCUUAGCUUUAUGCUCACCUAAAUGGCCUCCGCCGCUUUUCUUUGUUUCAAAGGAAUUUAGCAGUUUCCUGAAGCCUCUCUUUUACCGUCUAGUGACUCGUAUGGUCAGCAGAUACGCGCAUUACGCACCAAAUCUCAGCAGAAAACAGGUGAUUCUUCAUCUCCAGAAAAAUGUGGAUCUCGAAUUGGUCUAUACAGAGAAGGCUGUCAUCGCUACCAUUUCUCCUCCGAGGCGCACACAGCUACCUGAUAAGAGCAUUCUUGGUCCACUUUGCAAUGAAGUUCGAGUGACUCUAGUAGAACAACUAACUGAGGCCAAGAAACGAGGAAUGGAUGGCUUUCAGUUUGAAGUUUUCAUUCAUGAUGCAGUUGAUGGAAAUCUGGAAGAUUAUGAUCCAGAAUCAUUGGCAUCACUCGCUAACUAUCCAGCGAAUGAAAUUCUUGUAAAACGAAAUGAGGACACCAUCGAAGCACCCGAACAUCUCGAUAUGUGGUAUUACAGCAGCUCUGAUGAAGAUUGCUCAGUAAGACUGCAGAAACGGGCUGCGGAAACAGUGGAUAAUCGUACCAUUUUGAAAGUUUCUACUGAAGUAGCUGGUGCUUGGGACUCGCUCGCAGGAUUCCUUGAUCCUAAUAUAUUUACAACUAUGAAAACUACGGAAAUAAGUAUAAGUCACAAAACACCGCAAUUGAGAGCCAAAGCGAUGCUGGAAAUGUGGCGCAACCGCUUAUGCGGCGAUGCAACAGUUUCGUGUCUAAUCAAAAAAUUAUGCGAUUUUGGGUUGAAGUUGCAGGCUACUGAAAUAUUUACAAGUGAUCUAGUUGACUUUGCUACAAGACCUGACUGAUGCAGUCAAUUUUUACACACUUGUCUUGACUUUAUCUAGCAUUUCUAUUUGUGUACAGUUAUAAAUGCAUGUCUGUAAAAUUUUACA
This is a messenger RNA of Corticium candelabrum, 2980 nucleotides long. RefSeq lists its product as uncharacterized. The transcript has 3 exons. Bases 98 to 2893 code for a protein of 931 amino acids. Lineage: Eukaryota; Metazoa; Porifera; Homoscleromorpha; Homosclerophorida; Plakinidae. The record is from RefSeq and is a predicted model, not a curated record.